CACUAAGCUCGUCCCAGCAGUGAGAGCCAGUGGUUCCUAAGCAGCGGAAAAUUGCAGCGUCGUACGUUAGUAGCGCAGCGCCUCUAACGGCAACCAAUGGAUGACGUGAGAUACGCCAAGAGCGCAGGCGCGAAUCGAAAUGCGCGUUCAACCCGCGCAACUGGAAUGGAGAAUCGCAACGACGUUUCUCAUAUGGAAAAACGAUCGUAGGGAAAGAUAUACAGCAAUCAAUCUGACUGGGACCUGCUGCUGCUGCGGCGGACAGUGCGGGAUUUGUACUCGUCGUAAGAUUUUACCACGCAAAGAGGGAAUGUCACGACCGGACAUAAGGAAUAAAUGAUAUAUUCAGGUGUACGUCAACGGUUCUUUGCGGUUUAAAUGGGAUAUGGAGCGGCUGCUGACGCGACGCGCGCUUGGAAAGGCGUAAAAAAUAUCGGUGACGUUACGGCGGAUCGUCAAUGAAACUGAAGCUGAUCAGUGCCGAAUAAAAAACCCAUUUCUGGAGCACCGGAGCAGCCCGAAUAAAACACGUCCCCGCUCAUUCAUGUGCGUGUGUCAAAGCAAACGGGACGCCGCAUUAGCGGGACUGUUGCUGCUGUUCUGAGACCUGUGGCUGGGUCGGAACCGUGAUCUGGGUCGGUUUUUGCGGUUCCUCGUGUGUGUAUUUGCGGAGGAUGGGAUAUAUCAGAGAGUCCAUGCAGAAGAAGGUCUCGGGAAGACGCGCUCAUACUACAGGGCAGUGAUGCCGGGCAUGGUACUGUUUCGGCGACGCUGGUCAGUCGGCAGUGAUGACCUUGUGUUGCCGGCUUUCUUCCUGUUCGUACUACACUGCAUAUGGCUGGUGGUUCUGUCUGUGGUUCUCUUUGGGCUGCCGUACAGUUCAGAGCAGUCAUGUUCAGUCACGCUGGUGGAUCAUGGUCGCGGUUACCUCGGCAUCUUGGUCAGUUGUCUGAUCUGCGAGAGCGCCAUCAUGUGGCUGAGCAUGAGGGGCAGCAUCCUCUACACACAACCCAGAGAGGCAGUGCAGUAUGUGCUCUAUAUACGCCUAGCCAUCCUGCUCGUGGAGCUGGUGUAUGCAGUGGUGGGCAUCGCCUGGUUGGUGCAGUACUACCAGCCCUGCCCAGACAUCACCGCUAAGAACCUCGCCCUCGGGAUUGUGGCAUGUAACUGGUUGGUCAUCUUCAGUGUGUGUUUCACCAUGAUGUGCACCUUUGACCCCACCGGACGGACCUUUGUCAAGCUGAAAGCAACUCGUCGACGUCAGCGUAACCUUACAACAUACACACUCAGACACAGGCUAGAAGAGGGUCAAGCCAGCAGCUGGAGCAGAAGACUCAAAUUCUUCAUGUGCUGCACCAGAGCAAAAGACACACAAUCUGACGCGUACUCUGAGGUUGCCAGCUUGUUCGCCGAGUUUUUCAGAGAUCUGGAUAUCGUGCCGAGUGACAUCAUUGCUGGUUUGGUGCUGCUCCGACAGAGACAACGGGCUAAAAGAUCAGCCAUCUUGGAUCAGGCAAACAAUGAUGUUUUAGCCUUUCUGUCUGGGAUGCCUGUGACACGCAACACUAAAUACUUGGACCUCAAGAACUCGACUGAGAUGGCCAUGUAUAAGGAAGUGUGCUACUACAUGUUGUUUGCCAUGGCGGCAUAUGGCUGGCCCGUUUAUCUUUUGAGAAAACCAGCAUGUGGACUCUGCAGACUUGUCAGCACCUGCUCCUGCAAUACUUCAGUUUCAAGCUCUCGCCUCUCUCAGUCCGUCACCGUUGAGGAAGAUAACUGCUGCGGCUGUAACGUUCUUGCCAUCCGACGCCAGUUUCUAGACCGAGACCUCAAAGAAGUCCAGAUUGUCUACACAUCCUGCCAUGACGCGGUUUAUGAGACGCCCUUCUUUGUAGCAGUGGAUCACGCAAAGAAGAAAGUCGUGAUCAGCAUCAGAGGAACGUUGUCUCCUAAGGACGCUUUAACAGAUCUCACUGGCGAUUCGGAGCGUUUGCCUGUCGAGGAGCAGCACGGCACGUGGCUCGGACACAAGGGAAUGGUUUAUUCAGCCGAAUACAUCAAGAAGAAACUGGAGCAAGAGAUGAUCCUCUCUCAAGCCUUUGGGAGAGAUUUGAGUAAAGGGACGAUGCACUACGGGCUGGUGAUUGUGGGUCAUUCUCUGGGAGCGGGAACAGCCGCCAUCCUGUCCUUCCUCCUUCGGCCGCAGUAUCCUUCACUGCAAUGCUAUUCCUACUCUCCUCCCGGCGGCCUGCUUAGUGAGGAUGCAAUGGAGUACUCGAAAGAGUUCGUCACCUCAGUGGUGUUGGGAAAAGAUCUGGUGCCCAGGAUCGGCCUCUCUCAGCUUGAGGGUUUCCGUCGUCACCUGCUUGAAGUCUUACAGAAGAGCAAUAAACCAAAGUGGAGGAUCAUUGCUGGAGGAACAAAGUGCAUCCCUAAAUCGGAGCUGCCCAUGGAUGACGAAGCCCCUGUAUCUCAGGGCGUAACACCCUCCAGUUCCCGCCUAUGGCUUCAUCCCAGUGAUCUGAGCAUCGCCCUGUCAGCCUCCACACCGCUGUUUCCCCCGGGUCGGGUCAUUCAUGUGGUGCACAAUCACCCCCCUGAGAUGUGUUGUGGUCAGGAAGAGCCCACCUACUCUGCUCUGUGGGGCGAUAACAAGGCCUUUGAUGAGGUCAUCAUUUCUCCAGCCAUGCUGAAUGAACACAUGCCCCAUGUGGUGAUGGAUGGCCUCAACAAGGUGUUGGAAAACUACAAUAAAGGGAAGACAGCUUUACUGUCUGCUGCUAAGAUAAUGGUCAGUCCAACAGAAGUGGACCUGAAUCCAGAAACCAUCUUCCUGGACACCUCAAAUUCGCCACAGCCUACGCCAGCCACACACCACCGCAGAAACAGCAGUGUCCGUUCCUGCGCCCGGUCUGAGAUCUCCCUUGAUGGCUUCUCUGAGUGUCCGCCUCCUCCUGUCCCUAUUGUGCUCACCGGAGCCCGUGAGCGACUGGCUGUGGAGCUGCGGGAGCGAAAAGCCCCCUUGGCCAUCAUGGAAAGCCUGUCCGAUGCCGAAUCCGUCUACAGCCUGGACUCUCGCCGAUCAUCUGCCGCCCUACGGGGCUCACCCUGCCUAGGGAGCCUACCUUUCCCACUGGAUGCCCCAAUCCCAGAAGAGAAUCCUUCAUUGAGUUCUCGUACGGAGCUCCUAGCUGCUGAAGGGUUGACCCAAGAUUUGGGGGAGGCUGGACCAUACAUUCCUACACCUCCAGAGCCAGAAGAACCCUCCAACGACAUCCCAUACAACAACGAAUACUUCACUCCAGAAUUGAAGAGUACCACAGAUCCAGAAACAGAUUCAUCUGUGGUUCCCGACAGUCAAGACUCCUACCGUGUAGCAUCCCGGACUGGUUCUCGUCCAGAAAAGCUCAGGGAGUUUGAAGAAAAAGAGGUCAAAGUUGAUCUCUCCCAAACUCUUCCCGCAGUUACUCCACUAUCCAACGGUACUCCCAGUCAGGCGGUCCUAGAGUUCGCCCAGUACCUAGACUCUCUGUUUAGGCUGGACGGAAGCAGUUCGCCUCCUCUUGAGCUCUCGGAUGCUGAGUCCGAGUCCGGCCGGGGAUCCUACAGUCAGGCUGAGGAACACCAAGAGGAGCAGCGUGUCAAAAACGCGGAUAAGCUACUAGCUAGAGCCGCGCUAGAGCCCAAUUUGGUUCCCAAGCCUCCUCGCACAUUUGCCGGCUCUGCUGACCCGUCCUCCGGCAUCUCUCUUUCUCCAUCCUUCCCGCUCUCAUCUUCCGGAGAACUCAACGAUUUUUCUCCCGCUGAUGGAGUGUUGCCUGUAAACCAUACAUCUACGCUACGAACUUCCGCUGCUAGUCCCAACCCCAAGGAAACUGCAUUGUCGUCUAUGGUUUAGACUCAUUGAUUUGUUUUUUUUUCGCCCAGCACUUGGUGGGUUCACUUUCUUUGCUCUUUCUGAACUGAUUGUAGAAACAUGCAUGCGUAGCAGCAACGCGGCCAGUUCCCGAGACUUCCAGAUUUUAAGGAUUCAUCCAGAACAGAAGACCUCAUUUUGUACUAUCGUAAAAGACAUGAAUGCAUCGUGUCUGGCGUAUUCACCAUUAUGAAGUGUCCUGCAACACACAAAGUGCUGAGAGGCUCCUUUGAACACUAGCGCAUAAAGAAGCUUGCACAAUUGACCCUACGUUCACUAAUGUUACGGUUAUGUUUACAUUGAACACCAAGCUAUCACAAAGGUUGGCAGUUUCGUAAGGGAAAGGCUGGGAUUUUAAAGGGAAGUCGGGGGAGGGGCGCACAGGACAAGCUUUCCUCAGGACUUUUGAGAAUGACGAAACGGGACUAACGACGUCUCAGGCGAAGGAUGUUAUAUUAUUUUAUUUCGGAUUGUACUUUUUGUUUUGUUUUUUAUUUAUUGAACAAGAUUGUGUGGAAUGUCCUGCUGAAGUAUGUGUAGUUGGUGGCACUGAUGGUUGGUGGACAUCGAUGUGCAUGAGAAAAUACUGUAUGCUCGUAUAUUAAAAAAAACAAACAAUGAAAAAAAAAACGUUCAAUUUUGCUAACUCUCGUCAUCUCUUUUUUUGACGUCUUCUUUUGAAUUUUUUGCAUGCAAGUUUUUUUUAUCAUUUUCCUUUCCACCCGAUUGCCAAAAAAAGCCAACUACAUACUUCGAGUUUGAAAUGAAUAUAUAAUGAAUACGUGUUGUUAUUUAUUUUUUAUUUCUUUGGAAAACCACUGCCCAUAAAUGCAAACGACAUCAGGAGGAGUUGCUGAAUGGUUCGCACCAGUUCACAAAAUGCGCCCUUUAAAUGGCUCGGCUGAAUCUGCGACAUGUUUUUUUUUUUUUAUCGCAGAACGAGACGCGUAACUUUAGAACGAUCUUAUUUGUUAUUGGUAUGGCGUGCAAUCAGUAGCAAAAUAAGCAUAGAGAGAUUUCUUCUCAUCUGCUUUUUUUAAAAUAAAAUAAAACAAAUCAUUUCUACGGUUGUUGCUGUAUUACAAUAAAUAGUGGUUUAUCUCGACGGCGAAAUAUUUUAAUAACUUAGACUUGCUUUUUAUAUAUCGUUUCAGGGUGGAGUGGUUGAGUUUUUGGGUGGUUGUGUGAAAAAGUACAGCGGUUUGUCACCACAGUGCUUCGCGAAUCAUGUGUCACAUGACAAGUGUUUUAUUUUAUACUCUGUCGAUUAUGUUUUAUAGCUUAAUUCCCAUGCUUUGAUCACAAUUUGUUUCCUUUUAAGUUGUUUUGCAUGCAACUACUAAAAAAUAAGCGUAUCACAUUGUGAUUUUAGCAUUUUUAACAAAACAAAAAAACUCAGUAUUGUUUUGCUGCUUUAUUGAAUACUUUGACUUUAUAAGCUGUGACUGCUGUACUUUUUCACCAAAAAGUUGUGUAUAGCACUGCCUUUUCACGUGAGUGUACAUAAAUAAAUACUGUCUUGUUUCCAGUUGUUGUGUAAAAAAAAAAAGAUAUAAAAUCAAUGGGACUUAUCAAUAAAACAGCUCUAUCAUGUACCAUAGUGAUGACUUUAUCUCAAAAAUGUAUAGCUAUAUUGAUAUAUCUGCAGUAUAAAUUAUAAAUAGACAAUAAUUAAGACUAUUCAGGAACGGACUUCUGAUACUGUGGCCAUAUGUUUACUUCAGAAAACAAUAUUUAGUGAUUGAACUGUCAUUCUUUAGGAAACAAAAUAAGAAAGAAGAAAAGAAAAAACUCUUCUCAUGUUUGUCACUAUACCCUGCCAGUCUUUUAACUCUCUUUCAAGAAUGAGAAUGUAUCUAAAUGCACACACACACUUACACUGCCCUGCCUGUAAGAGAAUAAAACAUAUGGAUCUCAGACUGA
Molecule: messenger RNA, 5839 nt
Organism: Danio rerio (zebrafish)
Lineage: Eukaryota; Metazoa; Chordata; Actinopteri; Cypriniformes; Danionidae
Source: RefSeq, a predicted model, not a curated record